AUGGAAGGAAUAAAUAAAACUGCAAAGAUACAAUUCUUCUUUCGUCCAUUCUCACCUAACCCUGAGGUCCAGAUGGUGAUUUUUGUGGCCUUCCUGAUGAUGUACCUGACCAGCCUCAGUGGAAAUGCCACAAUUGCAGUCACUGUCCAGGUCAACCACUCCCUCCACACCCCCAUGUACUUUUUUCUGGCCAACUUGGCAGUUCUAGAAAUCUUCUAUACAUCUUCCAUCGCCCCACUGGCCUUGGCAAACCUCCUUUCAAUGGGCAAAACUCCUGUUUCCAUCACUGGAUGUGGCACCCAAAUGUUUUUCUUUGUCUUCUUGGGUGGGGCUGAUGGCGUCCUGCUCGCAGUCAUGGCUUAUGACCGGUUUAUAGCGAUCUGUCACCCUUUGCGAUAUACCCUCAUCGUGAGCUGGUCUUUGUGCGUGGAGCUGAUGGUAGGGUCCCUGGUGCUGGGGUUCCUGCUGUCACUGCCGCUCACCACUUUAAUCUUCCAACUCCCAUUCUGCCGCAACAAUGAGAUCUACCACUUCUACUGUGACAUGCCUGCAGUCAUGCACCUGGCUUGUGCAGACACACACAUUCACGAGACUGCCCUCUAUAUCAUCAGCUUCAUUGUCCUAAGCAUCCCCCUCUCACUGAUCUCCAUCUCCUAUGUCUUCAUCGUGGUAGCCAUUUUACGGAUCCGGUCAGCAGAAGGGCGCCAGAGAGCCUUCUCCACCUGCUCCUCUCACAUCUUAGUGGUCCUCCUGCAGUAUGGCUGCACCAGCUUUAUAUAUCUGUCCCCCAGUUCCAGCUACUCUCCUGCGAUGGGCCGGGUGGUGGCUGUGGUCUACACUUUUAUCACUCCCAUUUUAAACCCCUUGAUCUAUAGUAUGAGGAACAAGGAACUGAAAGAUGCCCUAAGGAAAGCACUGAGAAACUUCUAG
Messenger RNA from Lemur catta (Ring-tailed lemur), 930 nucleotides. Its product is annotated as olfactory receptor 10V1. The transcript has a single exon. Gene Ontology annotation, biological process: G protein-coupled receptor signaling pathway. Gene Ontology annotation, cellular component: membrane. Gene Ontology annotation, molecular function: G protein-coupled receptor activity; olfactory receptor activity. Bases 1 to 930 code for a protein of 309 amino acids. NCBI's taxonomy places the organism in Eukaryota, Metazoa, Chordata, Mammalia, Primates, Lemuridae. The record is from RefSeq and is a predicted model, not a curated record.